Pectinophora gossypiella (pink bollworm) is the source of this 1897-nucleotide messenger RNA. RefSeq lists its product as uncharacterized. The transcript has 5 exons. Lineage: Eukaryota; Metazoa; Arthropoda; Insecta; Lepidoptera; Gelechiidae. The coding region runs from base 358 to 1125 and encodes 255 amino acids. The record is from RefSeq and is a predicted model, not a curated record.
CAACGACAGCUGUGCUUCAGUAGGUACCUAGCGUAUACAAUAUGUUCUGGUCCAACAGGAAGUGUCUCUUAGAUAUUCUGAUAUCAGUUUGAGUCAAGAACUAUUAACGUGUUGUUAUCAUUUUUAUUGAUUUGAAAUGAAAGGAAUACAAUACCAUCAUCGUGAACGAUAAUAAAAAGAUAAAAUAUCAGAAUUUCGAUUACUCAGUAAACUGUCAGCGUCUUAUCAGUCAGAUUAGGUUUGGGGAGCAGCAAUGUGUGGCGACAUAAAUAAAUAUUAGUGGGCGAGAUAGCGGCGCGGGAGUGACGCGACGUGGGCUGCGCAGGCGGUUGGGGCUGUGAGCCGAGUGAGCGACACAUGGCGCGCGGCUGCUGCGAGCGCGCGCUGCCCGCGCUGCUGGCGCACGUCAACCUGCUGCUGGCGGUGUACAGCGGCGCGGCGCUGGCGACGGGCGCGCGGCUCAAGUGGGACCCGAGCGCGUACAUCGUGGCCCGCGAGGCGGUGCCGGCCGAGUACCGUGCGGCUGCCGUGCUGCUGCCGGCCGCCGCCGCUGCGUUGCUGCUGUUGGCGCACGCCGCGCUCGCCGCUCUCUUCACAUCGCCAAGCACGCGCCGGUGGCUGUUACUGCUGUGUCCGGCGUCGUGGGCGUGUCACGAGGUGUGUGUGCCGCAGUACGCGGCGGGCAUGGCGGUGCUGCUGGCGGGCGAGGUGGCGGGCGCGCUGUGGCUGCGCGCGCGGCUGGCGGGCUGGCUGGCGUCCCCCGCGGCCGCAGACCUGGCCCACACGGCCAGCACCGUGCGCGCGCACCUCGUGCCCAUGCUCGAGGCGCUCGCCCGCCUGCACCCGGUGGUCACCAGGAUCAAGGAGCUCAUGGAGGAGGUGGAGCAGGACGCGCCGCGCAACGUGUACGUGGCGGCGGGCGCGGGCGCCGCGCUUCUGCUGCUGCAGGCGGCCGCGCUGCUGCUGGCGCUGCUGCAGGCCGCCGCCGACGCGCGCCGCCCUCACGCCGCCGCUGGCUGGGCCGGCGUGGACCCGCCGACGGCGCGCCGCGCUCUAUCUCACGCGAGUACAAACGGGACAUCAGCUGUACACGAGCGUGCGUUGCUCAGCGCCGUGCACAGGUGACACGCGCGGGCGGCGUGCGCCUGCGCUGCGCUGCACUGGCGCCGGCAAACACUUGGUGGCGCAACACCCAGCGGCUCCGGUUGACACGUCCCCACAGGAUGACACGCCGCAUGAAGCAGGUGGAUUACUAUACCUACCAAUAUGAAUUUGAGUAUCAUGUUUCAUGUUGUUUGGUAUGGUAGUUAAGUACAUAAAAAUGUUCACCAAGAGAAUUAGAGAAACAAAGGAAAAAACCUUACUUAAAAUGAAAAGUUUAACUCGGACGGGACUUGAACCCGCAGCUCUUGCCACCACCAAACAUUACUUUAUUGUGAGUGUCCUCGUGCACGUGGGUGCUAUAAAACGACAAUAUAGUAUUAAUGUUAUUCAUAAAAGUUACUUAUAAGUAACCUACAGGUCAGAAGUGAUUUUCGUAUAUUUUUCACGAGUGGAAAUUUUGCGUUUCGUGCUUUUUUCCCACUGAGCUCAGUAGUUUACAUAUAUUUUAUGUAAGAUCACUCGCUACGUGAUUACUUCGCUACCAUAGAAUACACUAGUAAGUAGGUACCCACUAUAAGUAAGUACAGAUAUUUUAUAUUGAGAUUUGGCAGUCUCUGGCACGAAGUGGACUUAUUAAUUAGAUGAUUUGGUUGACUGAACUGAGAAGUGCUCAAUAAUCGAAUAUGUGUUCAAUUUGUGAUAUAGGUAGGUAUGUAGGUCAAUAAAUAGUUGGUUUAUGUGAAAAAUUAUAGGAAUAUACAUAUGUAAGUAAUAAAGUUUUUUUCAUAGUUUA